AUGCAAAUUCGUCGUCGGUGUCGACGUUAUUACCUAUCUCAAACCUCACUGUUAUUCUUGACCAUUGUUUCGACAUUUCUCACUAUGAUGUUCUUCCAACGAUACUUUUCCAAUAUUUUUCUUCCGCAACAGUAUGAAAUCGAUCAAAUCUUUCAUAUCGACGAAACUGAUCUUGAUGAUGCACGUAUAUUACCAACCAAAAACAUUCACUUGAUAUCCAAAGACUACUUCAAUGCUACACAAUUAACGUGUCAAUACCCUAAACUGUCCAUCGAUAAUCCUAAUAUAUGGCAAUAUUUACAGCCAGUGAGAAAAUCCAAACCUGAUUGCGAAAAAGCGGCUAAUUGGGUUUAUGUGGAAAAUGGAACAUUUCGAUUAUCUCAACAAGCUUUACAGAAACAUGGAGCAAUUGUUUGUGCUUAUCGUCCAAUUCUCCGGUCAAAGGAUGAUUUCUCUACGAUGGAAGGUGCUCGAUUAUUCCCUAUUGUUGAUAAAAUGCCACUUGUAUCUGACUUUUUCCGUGCCGAUUGUCGAGCACGUGACGGAAGUUUCUAUUCGAACAUUCAUUCAGGUAUUAUGUUCGAUGCUGGUCUACAUAUGAGACAUAUUUGGAAUCCAAUGGUGAAAACCCAUUUAGGUUAUAAUGUGUUAAUGUUUGGCUUUGAUUCCGUAUCGCGAAUGACUUUCAUGCGUUUUCUACCGAAAAGUUAUAAUUAUUUAAUCAAAGAACUCGGCAGUAUUGUAAUGAAAGGAUAUAACAUUGUUGGUGAUGGAACACCGGCAGCUCUUUUGCCGAUUCUGACUGGUAAAACAGAGCGAGAAUUGCCCGAAGCAAGACGAGGUCACACUGGCGCACAAACUGUAGAUCGAUUUCCAUGGAUCUGGAAGAAAUUUAAAGGUAAAAGACAAUUAUCUUCCGAGAAAACACAUGUAAUCUAUUGA
Adineta ricciae is the source of this 942-nucleotide messenger RNA. The record is from the annotation of a GenBank genome assembly. Lineage: Eukaryota; Metazoa; Rotifera; Eurotatoria; Adinetida; Adinetidae.